This is a messenger RNA of Scaptodrosophila lebanonensis, 981 nucleotides long. RefSeq lists its product as uncharacterized. The coding region runs from base 121 to 900 and encodes 259 amino acids. The record is from RefSeq and is a predicted model, not a curated record. Lineage: Eukaryota; Metazoa; Arthropoda; Insecta; Diptera; Drosophilidae. The transcript has 4 exons.
ACAUACCAGACACAUGCGCUCGACCAUGCUCGAGCCCCGCGGAUGAGAAUUCGUUAUAUGAGUUUGUGAAGUGUGAAGUUUCGUUGAAGUACUGUUCCAGGAGUCCCUAAUAAAGUAAAAAUGCAAUUUUCAAUCCUUUUUACCAUCGCGGUCGCAGUUUUGCUCCAAAAAGAUGUUCUCUGCUUGCCAUUAAACGAUGAUUCAAACAACAUUGUGAUUGUACUUGAAAACGAUGAAAUGGAGCCCACUGUAUUGGAUUGUGAUUAUGAUAUCCAAGACACGGAAUCCUUUCUUACCGUAAAAUGGUUUAGGAAUGACAAAACUAUAUAUCAAUGGAUUCGGGGAUCCCAUCCAUCUCCCAUUCCCGAAUUUAAAAAUGAUAUCGACACUUCCUAUGAGAGUUCAACGGACCCCAAUAAGCAAUACAGUUCGCUGGCUCUUAUUAAUCCCUCAAUCAGUACAACUGGAGACUAUAAAUGCGUUGUCCAAACCCAAAAGGAUACACAUAUUUUUCAUAAAAGGGUACAAGUUAUCGAUGUGAGAAAUUACACAUUGACAUUGCAUCACAAUAAAAUUCAUAACGAAACUCAGCUGGAAUGUAUGGUAUCCAAUGUAUUUCCAAAGCCGACGCUGACAAUUACAUCUGAUGACGAGGAUGAUGAAGUUAAAGUAGUAACAAACGAUCCGCAAGAAAACGAGGAUGGAUACUAUAAUGCGACAACAGUAGCCGCGGUUUAUGAUGAUGAUGAAGACGCUGACAUCUAUAAAUGCGUUGUAACCUUUGAUGGUUACGCACAAAACUUGACAACGACCACCACAUCUGGAUCACUUCGAAUGAUCAUAGAUGUUAGAUUAAUUUGGAUAUACUGCAUCGUAUAUAUUUUUUCAGCAAGCUUAUAAGGCUUGCUUAAAUAUGUAGAUGGGCUGUUGAUAUUAUUUGUUACAAAUUCAUAUUUAAUAAAUGUAAAUAAUUGUGGUUAA